UUAACCGCCAAAUCUAUCCGGUAACUCAAUUUGAAUUUUCGAAAGAAGAAAAAGAUGACGAAGAGGGGAAGGAAAACCAAAGUUUCCGAUCUUCUGAAAACACCGUCACCGGUAGCUUCUCCGACGGAAAGUUCUCCCAAAUCGCCAAUCUUCACCAGAACAGCUUCCACUUCCAAAGGCGUGAAGAGAGUAGCCGCUGCUCUUACCACCAGCACUUCACCACCUCGCAGUACUCACAAAGCUCCGAACAACAUCUCCGAUCUCAAAAGCCUCGCAUCUUCAAGUAUCAACGAUCUGAAACGCCGGAUCGAUCGCUCUCACUCUGAGAUCCUCAAGGAUCUCGAAGCUUCUCAUUCGCGCCUCCACAAGCGUUUCAAGAUGCAGAGUCAAGGAUGCCAGCAAGCAACGGAAGAAGCUGAAAAGGAUUACAAGAAACUGUCUGAACGGAUUACGGAAAGCCGAGAUGCAAUGAAGGCUUCUUAUGAAGAAUUUAUGGUUGAUGCACAGGCUACAGCAUCUCGUGCAUGCAAAACUUCUAUAACUGAGCUUUCACAGAAGUUUGAGAAGGCUAUUGACUCUAUUCGAAACCGUCAUGGGAUUACAUCUAAGUAGCUUCAUGGAAAGAUAAAGAAGAGCUGUCUGGAUUCUGGAGCACGACAAAAGUGGAUUUUAAAAAAAGGACUUGAUAUCCAGUUAGUUUUGUUUUUUCAUCAUCUUUUUUGUUAUUCUCAAAUCCAAUAUUCGAAAAGAAAGAAAAAUUGGGAAAUACUCAGUUCUCUGUUAGUACUGUCAAUUAUUAGGCAAUUGAGAAUUGUGGAUGUGUAUAAUUGGUUGACAUAUAUGGAUGCUCUAAUGAAAUUACUUUUAUUAUUGCUAUAAUUUUGAUUCUUUUACAUGUAUUAUUCAACAUAACAGUCGGUUACUUUAAUCUCAUAACUAUUGAUCUUUU
Molecule: messenger RNA, 949 nt
Organism: Lathyrus oleraceus (garden pea)
Lineage: Eukaryota; Viridiplantae; Streptophyta; Magnoliopsida; Fabales; Fabaceae
Exons: 5
Coding region: 55-612 (185 amino acids)
Source: RefSeq, a predicted model, not a curated record